Messenger RNA from Temnothorax curvispinosus, 1943 nucleotides. Its product is annotated as segmentation protein Runt-like. Gene Ontology annotation, molecular function: RNA polymerase II cis-regulatory region sequence-specific DNA binding; DNA-binding transcription factor activity, RNA polymerase II-specific; ATP binding. The record is from RefSeq and is a predicted model, not a curated record. Gene Ontology annotation, biological process: regulation of DNA-templated transcription. Gene Ontology annotation, cellular component: nucleus. The transcript has 4 exons. The coding region runs from base 288 to 1274 and encodes 328 amino acids. Lineage: Eukaryota; Metazoa; Arthropoda; Insecta; Hymenoptera; Formicidae.
UCGAGUGCGCGUCGGAUUGCUUCAACAUUUUACCAGUUCGCGGUACAAAGGUGCAAUUGAAACAGAAAUUCAAAUCAGGAGCACACAGUGGAGUUUCUUCGCUGAGAGAUAGGGGCAAAAAGAAGUAACAUGUGUCUACUAUUAUUUGUACGAGUGUGAUAGUGAAUAUAACGAAAAGAACAGUGAUCGAUCGUGUUCACCAAAACAGUGGUUGCGCGCAGGAGUUUGAAUUGAGUUGAAAAAUAAUCGAACUUUUCCCUAUUGGAUUUUCCGCUGGAAUUAAAAGAAUGCAUUUACGGGAUCCCUUGGGGGUGGACACCCUUAGAACACUCCACGAUUCCCUUAGAAGAUGUCAUGGCGAUUUGGUAACGACAGGAAGUCCCACCAUCAUGUGCAGUUCAUUACCAUCUCAUUGGAGAUCGAACAAGUCUCUUCCGGUAGCAUUCAAGGUCAUCGCUCUCGACGAUGUCAUGGAUGGCACGCAAGUUACCAUCAAGGCUGGCAAUGACGAAAACUGUUGCGGCGAAUUGAGGAAUUGCACGGCGGUCAUGAAGAAUCAGGUCGCCAAGUUCAACGAUCUCAGAUUCGUCGGUCGUAGUGGAAGAGGAAAAUCAUUUACUCUAACGAUCCAGAUCAACACGAUGCCGUACCAAGUAGCCACGUACGCCAAAGCUAUCAAGGUUACAGUAGACGGACCACGCGAACCGAGAUCUAAGUCGAAUUAUCAGUAUAGCGCCGGUUUUCAUGGACUUGGCUUAUUCAAUCCCUGGCUGGAUCCCGCGUACUUUGGAUCCUGUUAUUUGCCGCAUCCUGCUUUAGUUAAAGGAGCGGUACCAUCACCCCCCGAUUUAUUCAAUUCGGCCUUCUCACCAAUUUUGACGUAUCCGUUUGAAUACGUCAAUAAUUAUCCCGAUUACGCGGCAUUGACGACAACCAAUGUGUCGACGACGAACGCGAUGACAUCGGUUCUGACGCUCGCGCCGAGUCCGUCCAGAACGCCGCCCAGCUCUAGCGAAUCGGGUAGUGAGUCCGCAACCGAAGAGGUUCGAAGUGCCUUCGUGCCUCUUCGACACAACACCUUACCACCGAGCACAUCCUCGUCGUCGUCGCCAGAUAGAAACGCCAAAAAAUCAACCGAGGGCACGAGAAACGAAUUGAAAGCGCCCACCGCGCUUAUUUCCCAGAGAUUAUCACCCUCACAGAGGAGUCCGUCUCCGUCGACGAAACUCUCGCCGCCGUCUGCGAAAGUAUGGAGGCCGUAUUCAAAAUCGUAGAUCCAAGUAACAAGAACAAGAUCCCGAAUAUCUUGGGCGAAGGCUAGUGAAAACGUAUCGCCGUGAUGGUAGACGAAAAAAUUAAUGAUUAAUUUUACGAAUGAAUAGAGUUUACAAACUUGAUAAGUUUUAUGAAUAAAUAUAAAAUUAUAUCAAACACGCGAUAAAUUUCAAAAAUUUCAAAAAUUUUAUACAUUUAUAAAAUUAAUCAUCAAUUUUUUGAAUAACUCAGCUUUCAGAUAUUCCGAGACGCAUCGAAGACGUUUUAUCUACCAUUGCGGACACAUGUUUCAAGUUUUACAAAUUCAUUUGAUGAAUUUUAUAAAUUUUAUUAAAUCAAAAUUAUAAAAUUCCCGAUGAAUUUUAUAAAUUUGAACAUAUGUAUAUAUGGAAACGAAUUGUAUAUGUACUGUGUAUAUAGUUCGUGGACAAUAAAAUAGUUACAGAGAGAUAAAGAUUUAUUUACAUUUUGUGUGUUCAUGGAAGUACACAUAUAAGUGAAUGAGUGAAGAAGGGAGGGAGAGCGAGAGCGAGAGAGAGAGACAGAGAGAGAGAGAGAGAGAGACCAAAACACAGAGAUAUUGAUAUUAUUUAUAAGCCAGAGUUUUAAUGUAAAUAGAUGGUAGAAAUGCAACGAGAAUGAAUAAAAUCGGAAUCCGCAUAAGAACA